UUCCUGACGUCAGUCGUCAGAUCCGAAUAGCUCAGCAGCAGCCGCUGUUCCGUGUGUCACACUGUUCUCCGUUCUGGUAGUGUAAGAAGUGAAUUUCCUCAAUUUGUCUGUGACAUGGGCUUUUUCAUGUAGGCAAGUGUUGGUCUGGUGCGUCGGGUAAAAUUAGACAAUUAUCGGUAGGGUAAGCAGUGUUGAGUUAAAAGAAGUUUCGAGAAGUAAAUGUGAUACAAUUCUUGUAACAUAAUAUAACGGUAUUACAUCGAGAGAUAGCAGCUUUUAGUCCAGGGGGAACGAGAUAUACGCAGCAGAAGGAAGACAACGGAUGCUCCUCGUCCUCGUUUCCGCGUUAAUAACGGCACGUCAAGGACCGUAGCGCGUUGCGUGGUUUUUUUUUUUUUUUUGAAAUCUUAUUUCCCUCCUUUUUUUUCUUAAACCCAUUGUGCUCUUCUACGGCUGUGGUGUUUGUGCGCGUAUCUUUUUCCCUGUUUCUCGAAUUAUUCCUCUCGAAGAAACCUGCCGCGUGCGUAGUGUGCCAAGGAGCACUAAAGAUUCGCUGGGUGGCUCGAACUCGUCGUAGCACAUUACUUGUGAGGAGAAGUGACCAGCCCAUUCGUAAGGGAUGUCCACCCCUGCCAGAAGGAGACUCAUGAGGGACUUCAAAAGGUUACAAGAAGACCCACCAACUGGAGUAUCUGGCGCACCAACAGAUAAUAAUAUCAUGAUUUGGAAUGCAGUUAUUUUUGGACCACAUGACACUCCAUUUGAAGAUGGGACGUUUAAACUAACCAUAGAGUUUACUGAGGAGUAUCCAAAUAAACCACCGACUGUGAGAUUUGUCAGUAAGAUGUUCCACCCGAAUGUAUACGCUGAUGGAGGAAUCUGUCUUGAUAUAUUACAAAAUCGCUGGAGCCCAACAUACGACGUAUCUGCCAUUCUGACAUCAAUACAGUCUCUCUUGGACGAACCAAAUCCUAACUCUCCGGCAAAUUCACUAGCUGCACAGUUGUAUCAAGAAAAUAAACGGGAAUAUGAGAAGCGGGUGGCCACAGUUGUUGAACAGUCUUGGCUCAACUUUCAAGAAAGUCACACAGAAGAUCCCCGCUGACAUUAGGUAACGCAUUAUUAAGUAUAGAUGGCUUACAUUCAGGUAUACACGUAUAUAAUUUCAUGAUAAAUUUUUACUUUGUGAUUGUCACUGUAAUCUGUAAACUGAGCUGCUUCAAUGACGUCUUAUUGGUCUAUGAGGGCAGCUCAAAUGACAAGAUACUUUUUGAUUAAAUGGUUAUUGUGGAAUUAUAUUUAGAUACUUCAACCUUGUCAAAAAAAUUUUACCUUUGUCUACAGAUAGGGAAUAUUCUUUAAUCUCUUUAUUCACCGGUAUCCAUUCAGCCAGAAUUUAAUUGAGCUGGAAAGCUAUAAAUGUUUUUUCAAUGUCUACAAUUUUGUGCAAUACUUUUACAACCAUUACACCUUGUUGCAUGUAUUUUAAGCAAAUAAAAUGAUUAUUCAAAUUG
This is a messenger RNA of Neodiprion fabricii, 1514 nucleotides long. RefSeq names its product ubiquitin-conjugating enzyme E2-17 kDa (gene Ubc6). Gene Ontology annotation, biological process: DNA repair; proteasome-mediated ubiquitin-dependent protein catabolic process; protein polyubiquitination. Gene Ontology annotation, cellular component: HULC complex. Bases 620 to 1105 code for a protein of 161 amino acids. The record is from RefSeq and is a predicted model, not a curated record. Gene Ontology annotation, molecular function: ubiquitin conjugating enzyme activity. The transcript is spliced from 4 exons. NCBI's taxonomy places the organism in Eukaryota, Metazoa, Arthropoda, Insecta, Hymenoptera, Diprionidae.